AUGAGUUGGCAACCGCAGGCGCAGGGGCUCGACGAAUUGCUGCAAUGCCUGCGCAACUCGGGAUCGCCCGACACCAAAGUUCAGGAGCAGAUCCAAGUCGUGAGUCGCUGUGAGGACGGUGGCGUCGCUGGCGGUGGUGGUGGUGGUGGUGGUGGUGGUGGUCGUAGUUGCUCGUCGUGGCGCGUGCGUGGUCGCGCAUGUCGUGGUCUGGUCGGGCUGCCGCCUCCCCGGCUGCUGCGAGCCAAAGAAUCAGACCCCGACCACCGACCACCGACCACCGACCACCGACGACCUCCGCGGUUCUACGUCGCGCGGCACCCGCUCCCAUGCUGAAACCGUACCGUACUGACCAUUCCUUGGCUUGGCUUUCCCUUCCAGCGCCUCGAGUCGUUCAAUGAGGUGCCCGACUACAACUCGUAUCUGGUCUUCAUCCUGACCCAGCUCCCCGCGGAGGAUAUGACCGUGCGCUCCAUGGCCGGUCUCUUGCUCAAGAACAACAUCCGACUGCGACUCGACGCGAUCCCCGCCGACGUGUUGGCCUACGUCAAGGAGCACGUCUUCGAGGCCAUCGCCGACCCGACCCCGAUGAUCCGCAACACCGUCUCGACCGUCGUCGACACGCUCCUCAUCGGCCUCGGACCCCAGAACUGGCCCGAAGCGUUGGCGCAGUUGAUGCAGCUCAUUGAAUCGACCGACCAGUAUGCCCAGGAGGUGGGUCACCACAGGUAGUCCUAUCGGAAACAGUUCCAUCACUGAAUUAGCCCGCUCUCGUCGUCCGCAGGGCGCCUUCUCGGCCCUCGACAAAUUGUGCGAAGACAUCCCGCGCCAGCUCGAGCAGAUGGAGGUGCAGGGAAACAAGCCGCUCGAGUUCAUGAUCCCGAAAUUCAUCCAGCACAUCGACGCGGGCAACCCCAAGAUCCGCGCUUACGCCCUCUCCGCCGCGUCGCAUUUCAUCACGACCGAGAACAACGCGCUCUCGACCCACAUCGUCAAUUUUAUCAACGCGCUCUUCCGCCACGCCUCGGACGACUCGACCGAGGUCAAGAAGCUCGUCUGCCAGGCCUUGGUCCAACUGCUCGCGAACCGGCCCGACAGUCUGAUCCCCCACAUGCCCAACGUCGUCGACUUUAUGCUCUACGCGACCCAGACGAUCGAGGACGAGGAGGUUGCGCUCGAGGCGUGCGAGUUUUGGCUCACCUUUGCCGAGGACCCCGAACUGAUCGAACACCUGCGACCCUUCUUGCCCCGCGUCAUCCCCGUGCUCUUGUCGUGCAUGGUCUACUCCGAGGACGACAUCGCCAUCUUGGACGGCGCCGAAGACGACGCCGCCGUGCCCGACAAGGCCGAAGACAUCCGACCCCAUCUCUUGUCGUCAAAGGCGCACACCAACGAGCGGAUCGAGGACCCCAACGGUACAGGGACAUCGACGCCAUCGAGCAACAAGCCGCGCGACGCACUGGACGACGACGAGGAGGAGGAUGAGAGUGAUUACGAGGACGACGAGGACGAUGAUCCAUACACGGAGUGGAACUUGAGGAAAUGCUCGGCCGCGGCUCUGGACGUGAUGGCCGUCGCAUUCGAGACCGAGAUGCUCGAGAUCCUGCUCCCCUACUUGAGGGAAAAGCUGUUUUCGACCGAAUGGACCGAUCGCGAGUCCGCCAUCUUGGCCCUGGGUGCAAUCGCGGAGGGCUGCAUCACCGGCAUCGAGCAACACUUGCCCGUGUUGAUGCCCUUGCUCAUCAGCUCGCUUAACGACCCGAAACCGCUCGUCAGGUCCAUCACAUGUUGGACAAUAGGGCGGUAUUCGAGCUGGACGAUCAAGGAGGACGCCACACCCGAGCACAAGCAGCAGUUUUUUAUUCCGGCCAUGGAAGGCGUGAGUCCUACCGUUCCAUCAUGGUCUCGGAUGUGCCAAUACUCAGACUGACGUCGCUCCACAUUUUUCUCCUGUAGCUCCUGAAAAUGUGCCUCGACAACAACAAGCGGGUACAGGAAGCGGGAUGUUCGGCCUUUGCGACACUCGAAGAAGAAGCCGGACCCGAGCUCGAGCCGUACCUCGGCUCGAUCCUCGGCAACCUCGUUUUCGCCUUCGAGAAAUACCAGCAAAAGAACUUGUUGAUCCUGUACGACGCGAUUGGAACACUCGCCGACUCGGUGGCAGGUGCCUUGAAUCGACCCGAACACGUCAACGUCCUGAUGCCGCCACUCAUCCGGCGAUGGCAGAACCUGAGCGACAACGACCCGGAUCUGAUCCCGCUACUCGAGUGCCUGUCGUCGGUCGUGAUUGCAAUCGGGCAAGGGUUCCUCACCUACGCGCAACCCGUAUUCGAACGCUGCAUCGCCAUCGUCAAACAGUCGUUGAUCGAUUUCGAGCAGUACAAGGCGAACCCGGCCCAGGUCGAGGAACCGGACAAGACGUUCCUCAUCGUUUCGCUCGAUCUCUUGUCGGGCCUGACCCAGGGUCUCAACACGGCCAUCACCGAAUUGUAUCGAUCGUCGGACCCGCCCGUCCUGUCUUUGCUCGCGCUGUGUCUGCAGCACCCCGACCCGCCCGUGAGACAAUCGUCGUACGCCCUCUUGGGCGAUACCGCCAUCUCAUGUUUCCCGAUCUUGCACCCCGUCUUGGCCCAAUUCAUGCCGGGCGUGAUCGCGAGCAUCGACGUCGAACCGAGACCUGCCGAAGUGAGCGUAUGCAACAAUGCCGCUUGGGCAGCGGGUGAGAUCGCCCUACAGGCCGGAGCCGACAUGAAGCCGUGGGUCCAACCCUUGAUGGAACGGAUCGUACCCGUGCUCUUGUCGAAUCGAUCGGCUCGAAGUCUGACGGAGAACUCGGCCGUCACGAUUGGGAGGUUGGCGAUCGUCUGCCCCGACCUCGUCGCACCUCACCUCGAAGUCUUCGUCAGUGCUUGGUGUCAAGCCUUGGCGGAUAUCAAGGACAACGAAGAGAAGGAUUCGGCGUUCCGGGGGAUCUGCGCCGCGAUCCAGCUGAACCCGAAUGGUAUCUCGGCUGCGUUUGGGUACUUCCUCAACGCGAUCGCGCGGUGGCAACGACCGUCCGAAACGUUGCACGACAUGUUCAAGACUAUCUUGGUCGCUUUCAAAAACAUGUCCGACCCGCCGGCGUGGGAGGCCCAACUGGCGCAUCUGCCACCACCGAUCGUAACCAGGUUACGAGAGCGAUACCCGAUUUGA
This is a messenger RNA of Microbotryum saponariae, 3192 nucleotides long. The record is from the annotation of a GenBank genome assembly. NCBI's taxonomy places the organism in Eukaryota, Fungi, Basidiomycota, Microbotryomycetes, Microbotryales, Microbotryaceae.